This is a messenger RNA of Castor canadensis (American beaver), 2524 nucleotides long. RefSeq names its product keratin 5 (gene Krt5). Gene Ontology annotation, cellular component: keratin filament. Gene Ontology annotation, molecular function: structural constituent of skin epidermis. Lineage: Eukaryota; Metazoa; Chordata; Mammalia; Rodentia; Castoridae. Gene Ontology annotation, biological process: keratinization; intermediate filament organization. The record is from RefSeq and is a predicted model, not a curated record.
CUGUCUUGGCUGCUCACAGCCUCCAGGCCCCAUGGUGAAGAGAGGCUAGCUGGCAGUGUCACCAAUUGCUACCAAGAGAUCAGUGCUGCAAGGCAAGUUUAUUUCUAACUGAGAGAGCCUGCCAGGAAGAGCGUUUGCACCCCGCACCACUGUGCAGGUGUGACGGGUGAGCUCACAACUGCCCCCCAGGCAUGCCCAGCCCACUAAUCAUUCACAGCUCGACAACUCUCCCGCCCAACCCAGUUCUGAGGGGAUAAAAGAGGGCAUUGCAGCACCUGGGUAACAGAGCCACCCACUGCGUCCUGCUGAGCUCCGUUGUCUCCAGCACUUCCCAACCCACCAGUCGCCCAGUACUCUUGCUCCACCAGGAACAAGCCAUCAUGUCUCGCCAGUCGAGUGUGUCCUUCAGGAGUGGGGGCAGCCGUUCCUUCAGUGCCGCCUCUGCCAUCACCCCAUCUGUCUCUCGCACCAGUUUUAGCUCUGUGUCCCGCUCCGGGGGUGGCGGUGGUGGUAGGAUCAGCCUUGGGGGUGCUUGUGGAGUGGGCGGCUAUGGCAGCCGGAGCCUCUACAAUCUGGGGGGCGGCUCCAAGAGGAUCUCCUUCAGCACUGGCGGUGGCAGUUUCAGGAGCCGCUUCGGUGCUGGUGCUGGUACUGGUGGAGGCUAUGGUUUUGGAGGUGGAGCCAGCAGCGGAUUUGGUUUUGGCGGCGGAGCUGGUGGUAGCUUUGGGCUUGGUGGAGGAGCUGGCUUUGGUGGUGGCUACGGGGGCGCUGGCUUCCCCGUGUGCCCCCCUGGAGGCAUCCAAGAAGUCACCAUCAACCAGAACCUCCUGACUCCUCUGAACCUGCAAAUCGACCCCACCAUCCAGCGGGUGAGGACAGAGGAGCGGGAGCAGAUCAAAACCCUCAACAACAAGUUCGCCUCCUUCAUUGACAAGGUGCGGUUCCUAGAGCAGCAGAACAAGGUCCUGGACACCAAGUGGACCCUACUCCAGGAGCAGGGCACCAAAACUGUGAGGCAGAGCCUGGAGCCUUUGUUUGAGCAGUACAUCAACAACCUCAGGAGGCAGCUGGAUGGGGUCCUCGGGGAGAGGGGACGCCUGGAUUCAGAGCUGAGGAACAUGCAAGAUCUGGUGGAGGACUUCAAGAACAAGUAUGAAGAUGAAAUCAACAAGCGUACCACUGCGGAGAAUGAGUUUGUGAUGCUAAAGAAGGAUGUAGAUGCCGCCUACAUGAACAAAGUGGAGCUGGAGGCCAAGGUCGAUGCCCUGUUGGAUGAGAUCAACUUCCUGAAGAUGUUCUACGAUGCGGAGCUAUCCCAGAUGCAGACACACAUCUCGGACACAUCUGUGGUUCUCUCCAUGGACAACAACCGCAGCCUGGACCUGGACAGCAUCAUCGCUGAGGUCAAGGCCCAGUAUGAAGACAUUGCCAAUCGCAGCCGGACUGAAGCUGAGACCUGGUACCAGACCAAGUAUGAAGAGCUGCAGCAGACAGCUGGCCGGCAUGGCGAUGAUCUUCGCAACACCAAGCAUGAGAUCUCUGAGAUGAACCGGAUGAUACAGAGGCUGAGAGCUGAGAUUGACAAUGUCAAGAAGCAGUGCGCCAACCUGCAGAACGCCAUUGCUGAUGCUGAGCAGCGCGGGGAACUGGCGCUCAAGGAUGCCAGAAACAAACUGGCAGAGCUGGAAGAUGCCCUGCAAAAGGCCAAGCAGGACAUGGCCCGGCUGAUGCGUGAUUACCAGGAGCUGAUGAACGUCAAGCUGUCCCUGGAUGUGGAGAUCGCCACCUACCGCAAGCUGCUGGAGGGCGAGGAGUGCAGACUGAGUGGAGAAGGAGUUGGACCAGUCAACAUCUCUGUUGUCACAAACAGCCUCUCCUCCGGCGGUGGUGGCUACAGCGGUUUUGGCAGUGGCUUUGGCGGCGGCUUUGGAGGCGGCCUUGGCAGUGGUCUUGGUGGAGGUGGUGGUGGAAGCUACUACUCCAGUAGCAGUGGGGGCGUCGGUCUAGGCAGUGGGCUCAGUGCAGGGGGUUCUGGCUUUAGUGCAAGCAGUGGCAGAGGAAUGGGGGUGGGCUUGGGCAGUGGUGGGGGCAGCAGCUCCAGCGUCAAAUUUGUCUCCACCACUUCCUCCUCUCGGAGGAGCUUUAAGAACUAAGAAGAGCCUGCUGCAAGUCCCUGCCCUCCAAGGGCAGUUCCCCAGCACUGGAGACUGCCUCUUUCAGGUAGUUGCCCCGGUUAAAUUUUCUCUUUUCUGGAGAGUAGUCUAGACCAAGCCUACUGCAGAGCCACAUUCUCUGGUUCCCAGGAGGGCCCAAUUCCCAGUCUCUUCUCUUUCAUAUCACAAUUCUACAUUCUGUUACAAAUCAGUCUUUAGGUCCUUACAGCAUGGUCCUUGAAAGCACAAGAAUCCAAAGUCUUCCAAAAUGUAAGCCAUCGAAAUAGAAUCCCACUGCCUCACCCACCCCAAUUUUGUCCUGGUUCUGACUUCCUCCAGAGUGUGUUCAAUAAAAUACUUUUAUAAUAUAA